UUUGUACUGCUGUUCGCUACUCGGUGUCUCGGACUACCUUAAAACUCUGACGCCAGGUCGCCAUGGAAACUGUUUUACGCGCUUGGCUCAGAGAGAGGACAACGUGCUAUAUUUAAGAGUUUUUGAACCAAACCAUCAGCUGGAAUAGCGAUCACGCUCCCGUACCAUUCAUCCGCUGAUGAAGCCUACAAGAAAGAGAGAGAGUCAUUGACAUCAUCUGUGUCGCAUUAAUAUCUGGACAUCAGCAUUGACAUCAUCGCUCAUCGCUGUUUGUGUGAACAUGGAGAUGAAAGAUGAAAGACGAUUUCACAAACUGACACAAGAGCAAGUGAAGAAUUUGGACCAAGUUCUCACAGAAGUCAUUCCCAUUCAUGGCAGGGGCAAUUUUCCAACAUUGGAAAUCAAACCCAAGGACAUCAUCCAUGUGGUCAGGGACAGACUAAUAUUGAAGAAUAUCAAGGUGAAAGAUGUCCGUCUUAAUGGUUCUACAGCCAGUCAUGUGCUGGUCAAAGAGAAUGGCACUAGCUAUAAAGAUUUAGAUAUCAUCUUUGGAGUGGAACUUCCCAAACAGGAGGACUUCCAGAUCAUUAAGGAAGUGGUUCUGGGCUGUUUGCUGGACUUCCUACCUAAAGGAGUCAACAAAGAUAAAAUCACAGCCCUAACUAUGAAAGAGGCAUACGUACAAAAAAUGGUUAAGGUGUUUAAUGAGCAUGACCGAUGGAGCCUUAUCUCUCUUUCAAACAACAGGGGGAAAAAUGUAGAGCUCAAGUUUGUCAACUCUCUACGACGACAGUUUGAAUUCAGUGUGGACUCUUUUCAGAUCAUCCUUGACACCAUGCUGCAGUCCUAUUUGGAGGCAGAGAAGAGGCUUGUCAAGCACAGGGAGGUGGAGCAGGAUUCUUCCUCUGUUCAUACAGGUAGAAUUCAGUCAAUACCAACAAAUGACCAAUCCCUUAACUCUGGUGAAAUGGGACAUAGCAAGGAAUGUGAUGUUGACAUGUCUUGUGAAACCAAUGACAUACACAGUUCUAAUGACUGUAACAGAUGCAGAAAUAUUAAUGGAAGUCAGAUAGAACAGUCUACAUUUUCAGAAGAAACAACUAUUAAAACAGUUGAAAAGGUUGUGCAAACAGAUAUGACUGAAACUACUGUGCCUGAGUCUAUGGAGCAAGAAUCAGAACUCUCUUUUGUGGUGCAUGUGAAGGACAAAAAUGAACUUGAAAAUCUGUCUCUUCUGACAGACAAACCAGUCGAGGCAAAUACAAAUGUAACAGUUGGUGACUCAGCAACUAAAAAAGAACUGAUUGUGCUGAAGAGUGAAGGAAUUAGUGGUAAAGAAAUUACAUUCCCAACUGAAACUCACUUUAGUACAACAGAUACUAACAAAGCAGAAUACAUGUUAGACAUGGGGUCAGUCAAUACCCAACAAUGGUUAGAAUUAGUACAUACAAACUUUUCCUGCCUUUCGACAAAGGGGACCAUUGGUGACGGGUGCUCAUUCCAACCUGCUCCAAUUACAGUUCUUACACAAACAGCAUUGGAGUCCUGUGCUGAAUAUCCUCUAGCACCCCCUGCUAAGAAAAACAGUGGAAGCUGGCAAAUGGUUGUUCUCAAGCAUUCCUCGCCAAAGCCUCCUCGGAAAAUGUCUAAAAAGGCACCUGUAUUGUGUUCACCUGAAAAAUCCCCAUCAGAUAAUUCAAAUGUUAAUACAUGUGAUGAUUUGCAUCCACCUAAUGCAUACCCAACAAAGUCAUUACCUAUGCAUGUGAAAUUGCCAGGUCUCACCACAAAAACCUUUGAAUUAUCCAGUGCCUCAGAAAAAGACCCAGAGUCUAAACAAUUAGUAUUUUCCACGGGACCUCUUCCAAAUGCUACUUCAGAUAACUUUGUGCAUUCAAAAGAGACAUUACCCAUUAGAAUAUCACCAGAGAUAAACCUUCAAUCUCGAGUGCAGAACUCAGAGCCAGAGACUGGGGAAGCUACCCAUGUCUCUGUUCUUACUCCUUUGUAUGAUCCAAAUAACCCUUCAAAAGAUCAAAACAGGAUGAAACAGCCUAACACUGAAAGGGUAGAUGCAGCACAUUGUGAGGCAAUGGCACCUCUCAUUCAUGUGAACUCUCAGCUAUUACUUCAGGCUGAUGAAAGUUAUCAUAUCAACUCAACCAGAAAAGAAAAUCCUGAAUUGUAUGCCCAAGGUGAUGACUCCAUAUCACCAAAUUAUUCAACUAAGCCCUCAGAACCUGUCCCUAGAGCAACAAAUUGUCUCUUCAAAUUGAGGAAUCCACUGUCUACAAAAGGUUCUAUUAAUUCAAAAAUGGUGGGAACCACGUCCUUGUGUUCCGAACAUGUGCCAUCACCCCAAAUCCAUGUAUACACUGUAUCCUCCUUACACAAUCAGGAACCUUUUGUACCAUGUCCACAGACUAAAGAACCUUCAGAAUUAAUAGCACAUGUGUUGGAACCACAUAACCCAUCAUCAAAGGUUCAAAGCAUCUCAGUAUCAUCACCACAUUUUACAAAACCUUUAGAAGCUUCCAUAUCCUCAACAGCAAGUCAAGAAUCUUCUAAAAUCUCAGAACCAGUUUUAGAACCAGCUAUAUGUCUAGAUGUCAUAGACCUCUCUAAGGUACCCCUUGAAGUAAACAUGUUAAAGACUUCAGAUGGCCAGGCAGAUCUUUCAUCUUUAGACACUGAAGAACCUCUUCUUUCUUCUAAAGCUCUACCUUGCAUCACAGUGAUGGCUGAGAGCAUGUAUGGUGACUUUGAGCAGGCCAUGGACCACCUGCGGUACAGGUUAAUAGCAACACGCAAUCCUGAAGAGAUCAGGGGUGGAGGCUUGCUUAAGUACAGCAAUCUGCUUGUCCGGGACUUCAAACCUGCCAGUGAGACUGAAAUUAAAACACUUGAGCGCUACAUGUGUUCACGAUUUUUCAUCGACUUUCCGGAUGUUAAUGAGCAGCAGCGCAAGAUUGAAUCAUAUUUGCGCAACCAUUUUAUCGGUGAGGAGAAGAGCAAAUAUGAUUACUUGAUGACACUUCGGAGAGUGGUCAACGAGAGCACUGUUUGUCUGAUGGGCCAUGAACGCCGUCAGACUCUCAAUAUGAUUACAAUUCUAGCACUCAAAGUCCUGGGUGAGCAAAAUAUUAUCCCCAAUGCCAAUAAUGUAACUUGCUACUACCAGCCUGCACCAUACAUGGCUGACCACAACUUUAGCAACUAUUACAUUGCAAAUGGCCAGUCCCAACUUUUGUUUCACCCUUACCCACUACACAUACACAUGCAAACUGGCUUAGUUUAGUUCUAGGUAUGUAUUUAUAUAUUGAAAGUCACCACAGGACACAUUUUGGAAUCUUGUAACUUAAAAUGUCCUCCCCAUGAAUUACACAUUGACACUGAGAGCCUCAUCCAACACUCAUCUGAGAAAAUUUCAGUGUAUAACAAUUAUGGAAUUAAAUGUUGAACAGUACUAGUAUUAAAUACAACUACAGUGAACGACAUCUGUUGAUUCUUGAUCUGUUGAUGGACUCAUCAUAUUUAAUAGUAUUAGUACUGUUGAAUUAUAAUAAGAACCACAUGUACAUGUAAACACACUGGUGCUGUUGUACCAAAGGGUAAUAUUACACACGUGUCAGAUGCUUCAAUAGAACAUUAGAAAAAUGAGGGUGGAUGUUUGAUAGAUGAAUGGUUAAAAAUCUGAGACAGAGAUAGAAAGAUAAUGAAAGAAAGAAUAUUCAAAAGAAAUAUGGCAGGGCCUCUUAUUAGUGGGUGCAUGCAGAAUAGGCCUGUGUUAAAAAGAAUUUUAAUCGGUUCGAUAAAGGAUGUGACUAUUUUCAGUGACUUCAUGCUCUUCUAAUGUAACAAAAACGUCUGAGAGAAAUUAUCAACCCAUGCAAUCAGCACGCUUUAUGUCACAGCAAGGACCUUUUGUUGCCUCAAUUGAUUAAACUAGCUUCCGUGUUACAUGUGAUCAGCUGAGAUCCAUUCAUUGUGUUUAUUUUACCGGUUGUGGUAUCUCGUUGUACAUCUAACUGUCUCUGUAUUUUUAUGUAACUAUAUAUGCUUAUUAAUGGAUUUGAAGUGGUGUAAUGAAUAUUUUACCAUCAUCAUCCUAAACAAAAUCCCAAGCCCAAUGUCUAUAUUUUGGUAAUUUGAGCAAAAAGUG
Molecule: messenger RNA, 4162 nt
Organism: Triplophysa dalaica
Lineage: Eukaryota; Metazoa; Chordata; Actinopteri; Cypriniformes; Nemacheilidae
Gene: tent5d
Exons: 2
Coding region: 281-3298 (1005 amino acids)
Biological process (GO): mRNA stabilization
Molecular function (GO): RNA binding; poly(A) RNA polymerase activity
Source: RefSeq, a predicted model, not a curated record